AUGGAGAAGAAUCCUUUGGAUUGGGAUAAUUUUCUACCUGAAAUAACUCACGAAAUACUUUCUCACAUACCAGCUGAUUAUGCAUUGCAAUGCAAACAAGUAUCAAAGUCCUGGCAAACUUUCUUCGGCCAUAUGCAGGAGGGUAUGAUUUUCGCAAUUGGGUUAUACCGCAAAGAAAAAACUAAUUUUAGACUUUAUUAUGCAACUCAUGACGUGAUUGAGCAAUACAGCCGCAUCAAGAAAGAACCGAAAUACCAUAACAUUGUAAAGAUGGUCCACCUUCCUCCUAUCGGAUACAGAUAUCACAAGAACCCUUACGGGAAAUACAAAGACGUCAUUGUUGGCUCAUGCAACGGUUUGAUUUGUAUCACUCUUCCUAACGGUGUUAUAGGUGAUCCUGUUUACAUUUGUAACCCGUGUACAAGAGAAUCUGUUAACCUCCCCAAGUUAACAUCAAUCGGUUCAAAUAGCGUAGUAGUGAGUGGAUUCGGAUAUUAUAUAACUAGCGAACACAAGGUCGUUAUAGUCUACUACCCAGAUCAAAAUGUCUCCGUUGGACAUGUGGAAGUUUACACCCUUGGCAGUGGCAAUGGGUGGAGAAAUAAAGGAGAAAUUAAGUACUCAUUAUGUCGAUCACCCGGUGUUCUAGUCGAGGGAAUUCUUUAUUGGAUAGAUUACAAGGCAACGAAAAUCGUAGGUUUCAAUUUGGAAAAUGAAAAGUUUACAUUAGUUCCGUCACCACCUUGUUUAUGUCUGGAUAAGAGUGCGUCAAAUAAUAACUUGCUUUCAGUCGAACAAAGUUAUAGGCUCAAAAUAUUGAAAGGGUGUUUAUGUGUUGUGCAUUGUGUGCGAGCAAACAAACGUAUUUUAUUCAAGGGAAGUGACCGUAUUGACAUAUGGUUCUUUAUGAAGGACGACGGUCAUGGCAAAAAUUUGGAAUCGAAUAAGUACUGUCAUAGGAGUUGGAGAAGAGAAUUCAGUAUAGCCAAUAGGAAGAUCGGGGAUGAGCUCGAUCCAUUUUUUAUAACUGAGAAGAAUAAAGUUUUAUUAUGGCACUACAAGUCAAAUCUCGUGUGUUUUGAUUGUUACGGGAUAUUCCUGCGAUAUCUCCCUUUCCAAAUAUACCUGCUGUAUAUCUGUCAUAUAUCUAUUGUAUUUGUACAUUACUUGUCGUGUAAGCCAAGUUACUUUCUGUUAUAUUUCUGGUUCUUGUAUAUAAGACCAGAUACAUGUAAUUCAUCUGUACAUCUUUUUAUUUAA
Messenger RNA from Papaver somniferum (opium poppy), 1260 nucleotides. Its product is annotated as F-box/kelch-repeat protein At3g16580-like. The record is from RefSeq and is a predicted model, not a curated record. Gene Ontology annotation, molecular function: protein binding. The transcript has a single exon. NCBI's taxonomy places the organism in Eukaryota, Viridiplantae, Streptophyta, Magnoliopsida, Ranunculales, Papaveraceae. The coding region runs from base 1 to 1260 and encodes 419 amino acids.